Molecule: messenger RNA, 3559 nt
Organism: Sarcophilus harrisii (Tasmanian devil)
Lineage: Eukaryota; Metazoa; Chordata; Mammalia; Dasyuromorphia; Dasyuridae
Product: sodium-coupled monocarboxylate transporter 1-like
Exons: 15
Coding region: 501-2279 (592 amino acids)
Biological process (GO): propanoate transmembrane transport; sodium ion transport
Cellular component (GO): membrane
Molecular function (GO): organic acid:sodium symporter activity
Source: RefSeq, a predicted model, not a curated record
CCAAAACUUUCUGCUUGGUCCAGGUCUCAGACCACCAAUCUGGAUCCUCCCCACCUCCGUCAACUUUGACGUCUCCAAACUAGCCAAUCGGAGAAGCCCUCCUCAGCGGAACCGAGGUUAGCCGGGCAAUUUUAACUCAGAUCGUCCUCCCAGAGUUAGAUCUCCUCCUCCUCUACCCCUUCACACCUCGUUGCAGCUCCAGGCGGUUUUCUUAGAGGACGUCUCCUGUCUGAGAUUCCGCUGGAGCCUCCCGACGCUCUCUCCACCCAGCCCAGCGGAGCCCACGUCUGCCCCGGUGGCUCAGAGGAGGCAGAAGCGCAGCGCUUCCGGAGUCUGGGCCGUACUUGGAGAGAGCAGGCUGACGGAGACCUGCGGACGGGAGGUCAGGACGCCAGCCCUCCUUGGCAGGGACAGCUGCGGUCUCCCGAGGACAAGGGCUCUCUAAGCAGACAGCUCCCCUCGACGUUCUUUGGAGAGCAAAAAGUUUGCGCCCCUCAACCAUGGGCAAGCAGCCGGACGCCAGGACCUUCGAUGUGUGGGACUACUUGGUUUUCGCUGGGAUGCUGUUAAUAUCCACAGCCAUAGGUGUUUAUUAUGCCUUCUGCAAGAAAAAGCCGCAGACCCAGAAAGACUUUUUGAUGGGUGGUCGGAAAAUGACGGCGCUGCCCGUGGCGCUGUCCCUCACUUCCAGUUUCAUGUCUGCCAUCACAAUCCUGGGCAUCCCUGCCGAGAUCUAUCGCUUCGGGGCUGUAUUCCUCAUGUAUGGCUUCUCCUACGUCCUUAUGGUGCUCGUCACGUCGGAAGUCUUUAUUCCAGUCUUUUAUAAACUGGGAAUUACCAGCACUUACGAGUAUCUAGAGCUACGUUUUAACAAAAGCAUUCGUCUAUGUGGAACCUUUCUGUUCAUCCUUCAAACGGUUUUGUACAUUGGAGUUGUCAUUUAUGCUCCAGCUCUCGCUAUGAAUCAAGCCACGGGACUCAAUUUGUGGGGCACAAUUCUUGCCACGGGAAUGAUCUGCACCUUCUACAGCUCAAUGGGUGGGUUCAAAGCUGUUGUCUGGAUACAUGUUUUCCAAGCUGGGAUCAAGGUGGCUGGAAUCUUUUCCGUGAUCAUACAGGGUACCAUUGUUGAAGGUGGAAUCAGCAAUGUCCUAAACAAUUCCUAUUAUGGAGGAAGGUUAAAUUUCUGGGACUUCAAUCCCAAUCCUCUUAGAAGGUAUACCUUCUGGUCCAUUGUCAUUGGUGGUACUAUCACCUGGCUUGGUGUCUUUGGUAUCAAUCCAGCUCAAGUUCAGAGAUACAACUCCUGCAAAAGCCGAUUCCAUGCAAAACUGUCCAUUUAUUUAAAUCUUAUAGGAUGCUGGGGAAUUCUUGGCACUAUGACAUUUUGUGGUCUUAUCCUUUAUUCAAGAUAUCAUGACUGUGAUCCUUGGACUGCAAAGAAAGUGUCAGCACCAGACCAGCUCAUGCCCUAUUUAGUAUUGGACAUUCUACGAGAUUUUCCAGGACUACCAGGACUCUUUGUGGCAUGUAUAUAUAGCGCAACAUUGAGCACCGUGUCUGCCAGUGUUAAUGCUUUGGCUGCAGUAACAAUUUCAGAUAUCGUCAAACCUUUGUUCCCAUCGCUCUCAGAAAAGACUGUAUUUUGGCUUUGUAAAGGGACAAGCUUGUUUUAUGGACUUCUGUGCAUUGCAAUGGCAGCUUUGGCAUCUCUUUUGGGAGCGUUGUUACAGGUAGCGGUUACUAUCUUUGGUGUGAUUGGUGGACCCCUUUUGGCCGUGUUUACUUUGGGCAUCUUGGUCCCUUUUGCCAACUCAAUAGGGGUUUUUGUAGGGCUUAUUGCUGGAUUUAUUGCUUCCCUCUGGGUUGGAAUUGGAGCUCAGCUAUAUCCCCCACUUCCAGAGCACACUUUACCUUUGAAACUUGUUACUGAUGGCUGUAACAUGGAGAACAUACCACUAGAAGCUCCAUUGUCUCCAAAUGCUUUUGAAAUUCAUAAUGUUGAAAGAACUCCCCUAAUGGAUAACUGGUAUUCCAUGUCAUAUCUGUACUACAGCCCCGUUGGAGUUUUUGCCACUAUAAUUGUGGCAAUAAUUGUUAGCCUCCUAACAGGGGGAAGGAAACAGGUCAUAGAUAAGAGAUUGCUACUAACCAAAGAAGAUUUUUUAUCCAACUUUGAUUUUUUAAAGAAGAAUAAAGUUGUAAACCAGCAGCUUUAUGUGAUAGAAGGUAAUGGAACUAAACCUGAUCAACGAACUAAUGAAUCAACACAUCUUUAAAGAUCAACUAAGUGAGCUAUUCCUAUUAGUCUGAAUCUGUGAAAUGGUCGCAUUUGAAUCAUCAUUGCAGUGUUCCAUUGGACUGGCACCAAUAACCAAUAUUUUACAUAUAAUAAAUUUGCAUAGUGAAAAUCCAGAUACAGUUACCCCUUCCACAUCAUGACCCAUCAUGCUUUUGAUGUAUUAGGCUUGGUAUAAAAAAUUAAGUGGGAAUUUGUGGGGAAGCUAUACACAAUACAAGAAGGCCAGAAGGUGAUGCAGAAACAGUCUAGAAAAUUAGAAAUGUAUAAAAUAUUUGUAAAGUAUUAUUAUUAUCAACAUAGUUUAUCUUUUAAUAGUAUAAUAAUUCAGAUUUCUGGCACAAAGGGAGGGCCAAAACCUUUUAUGUUAAUUAUAGAUAUGAAUUGAGAUCUACCUGCCAGACAGCUUCUUCACAGACAAAUCAGAAGCACUAAUGGGUAAAGAUAAAUGUGAACUAGUCCUGUUCUCAAGGAAGCUCUGGCUUUCAACACAUCGAAUUGAACUUUGCAGAUGACAAUAGAAAGAUUCUUGCUUGUUGGAAGACAAGCAUUUAUUAAGUUGCUACUAUAUGCCAGGAACUUUAUAGUACAUUUUAAAAAUCAGUUUUUGAUUUCAAGGAUCAUAUUUUUUUUUUGGAGUGUAGAAUGUAUGCACAUGUGGAUUUUAAUCAUUUAACUGGAUUGGGCAAUAUGUGUUUUCUUCAUGUAUUUGGAUACCUUUAAAAGGUAUCAGGAUAAAGGGGAAACUGAAGUCAGAUUUGGGUUUGACAGUUCAAAGCUAUGUGAAAAUCCUGUUCUGAACUUAUAUUUUCUAAAUCUGUAAAAUGGAAAUAUUGUAUCUACCUCAUAGGCCUGUUGUGAGAAGACGUCUUACUUUGUAAAACUCAAAGUGCCAUAGAAAUAUGAUUUCUUGUUAUUUCUGAACAAAAAGUAAAUGUCUUUCUGGUGGUUUUUAAAUGGGUGGAAUAAUGAAAUUUUACAUUUUUAAUAUCUAUUUUAUUAUAUAAUAGUUGUUACUAUUUUGGAAAUUUCCAUUUCUAUUUAACAAAUAAAUUGCUCCUGGUACCAGGUUGAGUCGAAGCACUGAGACCCAUCGUCUGUAGAAAUACUUGUGCUUUUGGACUGAGUUCAGUCCUAGAGGAGCCUAGUCUUUAGUAAGAGAGAUUAUACUGACCUUUCUCAAACUCUGGCUAAUUAUAUUUCUACCCUCAUGGGGGAAAAUGAUUUUAGGUUUAAUUUUAGGUUCUGAGUUUUGGUUAC